Ustilaginoidea virens is the source of this 441-nucleotide messenger RNA. RefSeq lists its product as uncharacterized. Gene Ontology annotation, cellular component: nucleus; cytoplasm. Bases 1 to 441 code for a protein of 146 amino acids. Gene Ontology annotation, molecular function: histidine phosphotransfer kinase activity; protein histidine kinase binding. The transcript is spliced from 3 exons. NCBI's taxonomy places the organism in Eukaryota, Fungi, Ascomycota, Sordariomycetes, Hypocreales, Clavicipitaceae. The record is from RefSeq and is a predicted model, not a curated record. Gene Ontology annotation, biological process: phosphorylation; phosphorelay signal transduction system.
AUGGCGCAAACCAAAGAAAAGGAUGAGAACCCUUUUGGAGAUACCGUUGAUGUGGCCGCCUUUGGACAAAUACUUGAAAUGGACGAGCCGGAGAAUGACGAGUUCAGCUCCUCCAUUGUAUUCGGGUUCUUCUCACAGGCCGAGGACACUUUUACCGAAAUGGAUGCCGCCCUGAUCGCCGAAGACAUGACGAAACUCUCGGAACUUGGCCAUUUCCUGAAAGGGUCGUCAGCCACCCUGGGUCUAGUCAAAGUACGGGACGGUUGUGAAAAGAUCCAGCGUUAUGGCAAAAACGAAAAUUUGGACGGCAGCGAAGAACCCGACGUGGACAAGUGCCUAAAGCUCAUAGCAAAGGUUUUGGCAGAGGUAAAAGCGGAUUACAAGGAUGUUGAGAAGAGGCUCAGGGCGUACUACGACAAGGGUAAUGACGACGAUGCUUAG